Molecule: messenger RNA, 2806 nt
Organism: Phycodurus eques (leafy seadragon)
Lineage: Eukaryota; Metazoa; Chordata; Actinopteri; Syngnathiformes; Syngnathidae
Gene: wiza
Product: WIZ zinc finger a
Exons: 9
Coding region: 284-2317 (677 amino acids)
Biological process (GO): regulation of transcription by RNA polymerase II
Cellular component (GO): nucleus
Molecular function (GO): DNA-binding transcription factor activity, RNA polymerase II-specific; RNA polymerase II cis-regulatory region sequence-specific DNA binding
Source: RefSeq, a predicted model, not a curated record
CGCAUCCUGCAGCUCGGACUUUGAAGGGAAAGACCUAGCCCUUGUUUGCUAGUUCCGGUUAGCAAAACGAAGCUUUGUUUAUGUUGACACGGGGGUUUACUCGUUUGAGGCUCAAAGGCACCUAUGAUUCAAAAGAUACCAACUUUCUUGUCCCUCAGAAUAAUGACACCAGCCGCUUGUUACUGAGCUUGGUUUGACACAGAGCAUUGCUCUGCCUAUGGGAGGAGAGAGUGAGAUACUGCAAGACCUCCUGAGUUACAGCUGAUUCAAAGAUUCUAGAAUCAUGGAUCAACCACAUUCUCCAGCCAGAACAUCAGCAGUCUCGCCUCCCGACACAUCUCGUUCAGCUCUUAGACAACAGCAGGACAGCGCUUUAUCCUCUUCAGAGCACCGGACAACAGCAAAGCCACUAUGGGCACCUCUUGAAACGGAUGCCCCAGUCACAUUAACUUCAAAGAACGACGACAAUGAUCUUCACAUUUGCCAGCUUUGUAGCUGCUGGUAUGAGACACGUAAAGGUCUGUCCAGUCACGCCCGUUCCCAUCUGCAACAGAUGGGAAUCCCUGAAGCUGACAUCAAGGGCAGCCCCAUUGACUUUCUUUAUCAGAUCAUGAAGGACGAGGGCCUCAAGCCCACUAGCAUGAAGCAACAGAUACCUUUCUCCACAAACAGUCUGCGUGGGGCUCCUACUAAAAAUCCAUCAGGGCUGUCGUCUCCACCCACAUCUCCUCCCUGUAAGCGACCAAAACCCCCUGAGGAGUUCACGUGUAUUCUUUGCGGGGAGGUGUGUAAAAAUCGGAAAGGCCUGGCUAGCCACUCACGGUCUCAUCUGCGGCAGAUUGGGGUUCUUGACCUGCUAGGGAAAGAUGAGUCCGCAAUCGACACUGUACAGGAUCUGGUGAGCAGCGGCGUGUUAGAAGCGAUGCAUCCCACCAAAAUGAGCAGUACCACCAACUCCUUCGCAGAACCUUCUUCUGCACCAACCUCUCUUCAAGCCUCCCCGCCACGGUCUCCCGUCACAUGGCAAUCCCGAUCUUCUUUUCCAUCCACUUUCCCAAGCCUUGCAAAGUCUCCUCAGAACCCUGUCAAUCGGGCUCCGAAAGCAAAGAAAGGCUUUCGUUUGGCGGUGGACCCCCUUCUCAGAAAGCCCAAGCCUGAGCCUUUGGAGGUUGAUAUGUCUCUAGUGAGUGGAACCAGCUCCAGCAGCAGCAGUACUCCCCCACAGAACCUAUCUGCUUUGGUAACUCCUUCCAAGACUCUUAGUGCAGAUGAACUCUCGCCACCGACAGUCCUUUGUGACUACUGUGGUCAGCUUUUCGAGACUCGCAAAGCCCUGUCCUGCCACGCCCGCGCCCAUCUGCGCCAGCUUGGCCUCACCUGGUCCAUCAAGACCUCACCGAUUGAUCUCCUCAAGGAUGUGAUGGUGCACGGUGAAGAGAAGCUUUGGUCCGGCGAGGUGUCGUCGUCAGGGAAAAUCCAGUGGAGUCCUCAAGGUUCUAAAAGGAUAUCAGACAGCCUCCAGACAAUCUCCAACCUCUGCCCCUCACCUCUGGAUUACUCUAUGAAAGACAAAUCUCCAUCUUGCAAGAGUGGGGCGUUGACAUGGGGCAAAUCCUGUGAGCUCUGCGGCUUUCAUUUUGAAAACCGCAAGGCGCUAGCCAGUCACGCACGGGCCCACCUUCGACAACUGGGCGUGGUGGAAUGGAAAACAGAAGGGGCGACCUCGCCAAUAGAACACCUCAGGGAGUUGAUGCGGAAGGACCCGGUUAAGGUGGCUGCUCUCACCCGUCGCUAUCGUGAGGGAGACCUGUACAUCAAGAAGAAAACGGUUUCGCUAUCCACUUUGUCAGAUUCUGAAUCAUUGCCUGGCAGCAACCUGAAGUUCUCAGGGCAUAAAUUGGCCAAAGACGACCAGGGUGUCUCUGCUGGUUCAUCCAAAAAACCACAAGGCCAGGCACACUCUGUAGCAGUGUAUGGAAAUGCCGGUGUGCGCUCUCCAAGAGCGCUUCCAAAACAACUUCCACCGGCAGGAGAAGAAAAUGAAGACGUCACCAACUCCCAGCAACCAUCACGGUCUGGGAGCAUUCCCGCUCUGCUGCCCAAACCUCCAUUAACUCCUUUGGUCAAGCUAGUCGGAAAAGUUUACUCUCUCAAGUGCAGGUUCUGUGAAAAAGUGUUUCACGGGCCGCUGUCUAUUCAAGAGCAGUGGAUCACACACCUGCAAAAACACAUCCUGUCGCUGGGCUACAAAGGUCAAGAGUCUCCCCCUGCUGCUCCAGUUGCUUCCCCAGGUCACCUCCAUCCUGUGGCUGUGUAGUAGUAGUGUAGGGCUGUGGCUGUGUAGUUUGAAUAACUAACUCCAAAACAUAUGGAUGAAUGGAUUUAUGCUGUCAUUAAUUGAACCUCUUUGAGUUUACGCCACUACCACUCCCUGACACAUUGCUAUUUAAAUGAUCUGCCUUGUUACGUUUGUAAAAACACCAUCAACAACAACAGUGAAUUGUGCAACUUGAAUAAUAGCAACUUUGUAAUAGACCAAAUCUCAUUUUAGCUUUACGUGCCCAGAAGCUGCACCUUUAUGUGUAUAAUCCUUGUGUAAACACUUUAUUUUGUUUUAUAAACCCAUUUCACUGUGACAAAAAGUUAUAUUUUAAGUGUUUAACCUAAAUAUGUCAAAAGACAUAAAAAUGGAUUAUCAUACAUGCCUUUAGAGAGUCUCUCCAAAACCUGAUUUUCAGUCUUUGAGAUCUUUUUACUCAUCUCACUCAUUAUUGAUUUUUAUGUAAAUUAAAUUCUGUUUUGUGUA